CCAUUCACAAAUGCACCGCCAACGGCUCAGAAUCAGGACCGACAUCCUCGCUAAGCUUUCGAUUGUGAUAUGGCUAGCUGGGCUUCUCCUAUUAGCAGGCCACCUCCCUGGAACGCAUGGUAAACCCUUCAUUGGCUCGGCAAAGGGUCCUGAGAGGCUUCUAGAAGCGAGAGGGCCUCAUCGAAGGACACCAAACAGUAGUCAUUAUGUGAUUACCGGUGCUCCAGUUGUGAGAACAGCAUCUGGGGCUGUUCCAAUUCGAAGGGAUAUCCGAGACCUUCAUGAUAAUCAUGCCGACCUGUUCAACUUGUACAUUCUUGGACUUCGCGAUUUCUAUGCGGCGGACGAGAAUGAUGACUUGUCUUUUUACAAGAUCGCGGGAAUCCACGGGCGUCCUUAUGGGCCAUGGCAGGGCGCGGAAGGUAUCUCUGGGAAAGAUGCAGGAUUCUGUCCGCAUAGCAACAUACUGUUCUUGACUUGGCACCGCGCAUAUCUACUUCUCUAUGAGCAACUGCUUCACAAACACGUCGCAGAUGUUGCCAGCAAGUUCAUCCCCGAACUUCGUCAACGCUACGUCCAAGCCGCUCAAGACUUCCGCAUCCCGUACUGGGACUGGUCAGCUUCGAUUGACAACCCAGACCAUCCAAUCCCGACAUACAUCGCCGAAGACGCGGAAAUCCUAGUGACGGAAACGGAUGGGACCCAGCAGUUGGUCGAUAACCCGCUGCACCAUUUCGAGUUCCAUCCGUGCGAGCCCGUUCCUGAGACUUUUGACGGGAAGUGGCAAGGCUGGACCACAACCCUCCGCCACCCAUCUUCCGACGACGCGAACGCCACGUCCCGCGCCGCCCUCUUCAUCUCCCACUUCACCGACUGGAGUGGCCAGCUCCACAACGACGUCGGCUUCGACAUGCUCCAAAACCAAUCCUUCAACACCUACAGCAAGAGCCACCUCGAGCUAACGCACAACCUCGUGCACAACAUCGCCGGCGGCGGGAUGGACAGCGACGAAGACAGGUUCUGGGGCCAUAUGGACCCCCUGGACUACUCAGCCUUCGACCCAGUAUUCUGGCUGCAUCACGCCAAUGUCGACCACAUCCUCGCCCUCUACCAACCCCUCCACCCCGCCCGCUGGCUGCACCCGGACAACAUCGCCGCCUCCGGCACCUACGCCAUCCCGGACUACAGCACCGUCGACGCCGCCACCCCCUUAUCGCCGUUCUGGAACAGCCAAGGGGGGUUCUUUACGUCCAAUGACCUCCGCGAUACCAUCCCCCUCGGCUACGCGUACCCGGAAACGCAGAGGUGGCUCUUCGCCACCGACGGGGCCUUCCAGGAUAGCGUCGCGCGCGCGGUAGGGGUGGCGUAUAGCCCCGACUGGCGCGCGCUGGUUGCGGAUCCCGCAGCGAUGAGGACGGGGCCGGUGGGGUUGGUCGAGCGGGGGGUGGUGACGGCGUGGGCGGUGAGGGUUGGGGUGGAUAAGGGGGCGGUGGGGGGGAGUUUCGGAAUCAGGAUUUUGCUGGAGGGGAGGGAGGUUGGGAGGGUGGCGGUAUUGAUGCCGGAAGGAUUGGAGGCGAGGGGGAUGGUGGUGAAUGCGACGGUGGAGCUGACAAGGGCAUUGGUGGGGGAGGUUGGAGAGGGAAGGUUAAGGGAUUUAGGGGAGGAGGCUGUGGGGGGUUACUUGCAGGGGAGGCUGGGGUGGAGGGUUGAUGCUAUUUCCGGAGGGCAAGUCCAGGCCACGGCGCCGAGGGAGGUGGGGUUGGAGGAGGUCGUGGUUGUGAGUAAUGAGGUUACGGUGCCGUUGGAUCCGGAGAUGCCGCUUGUGUACUCUGGGACGUGGGUCAAGCAUCCUGAGAUUGUUGUGAGUGGGGUUGGGGGUGUCUAGUUUGGAGACGUUUAAGCAUGAGGUCGUUCUGGCUGGAAGAGUGGCAGGAAGGGGGUCUGGUUCGACGGGUUUGGUGGGGGAAUCGUUUGUUUCAUGCGUUGUAUUUCGAUAUGUCUGUCUGAAUGUCUCUCUUACUUAGCUGAUCAAUUCCACUCAUUCAUCAUUCGGGGUUUCCCUU
This is a messenger RNA of Mytilinidion resinicola, 2063 nucleotides long. Its product is annotated as Di-copper centre-containing protein. The transcript is spliced from 7 exons. The record is from RefSeq and is a predicted model, not a curated record. Lineage: Eukaryota; Fungi; Ascomycota; Dothideomycetes; Mytilinidiales; Mytilinidiaceae. The coding region runs from base 11 to 1885 and encodes 624 amino acids. Gene Ontology annotation, molecular function: oxidoreductase activity.